Dibothriocephalus latus is the source of this 1007-nucleotide messenger RNA. The record is from the annotation of a GenBank genome assembly. Lineage: Eukaryota; Metazoa; Platyhelminthes; Cestoda; Diphyllobothriidea; Diphyllobothriidae.
UGGGCCCGCAGGACACGGGCAGUUAUUGCUGCGUCCUCAAAAACCGUGCCGGUGAGGAUCGAACUGACGGCUCGCUGACUAUUAAGCCCAUCAGGCCGCUCAACAUUGACGGACUCGUGGAUGCCGCCUCAACGCCUGUCCACCAGUCGCCGAUCAGCGAAGAACCAGUGAGGCCUAAAAAAGUGCCUCGCCAAGCUUACCGACCCUCAAUCCCCUCACCGAGUCCCAAACUUCAGCCAGUGGACUUCACUUUCCGUAUGCCCAUAAGAGCCAUUUCAGUACCGCCCUCGCCAGGCUCUUACAGGACCGAGUAUCGCCGUGAACUUCGCAGUCCCAGGACACAAUCACCUAGCAUGUCACCACCAGUUUUCAUUCAACCACUGCACAAUGCAGCUGCAACACAAGGUCAGAUGGUGAAACUCCAAUGCCAGAUUACUUGGUUUAAGGAUGGACAGCGCAUCUUUACAGGAGCGAAUCGAACCAUAGGGAGCGAACAAAAUCAACAUACUCUCGUCUUCAGUGACAUCUUCAUGGAAGACACCGGCGAGUAUACGUGCUUUGCGACGAACCCGGUUGGUACUGCACACACUUCUUGUCGCAUGGACGUGGAACCCCUUUCCAGUGGAGAUGAGGCGCUGGACAUGGCACCACAGCUAGUCAAACCCCUUCCCUCCGAUCUGCAAAUCACUGAGGGUGACGGGGUUGUAUUCGAGUGCAGGUUCCUCGGACGACCCGAACCAACAAUAACUUGGCUGAAGGACGAUACCGUGUUGCAGCCGUCACCACACCACCAGCUAACCACGACGCUGACCCAACUCCUGCCUCCACCGAGUCCGCUGAAAUCCACUAGCAGCCUUCAGAUCCUCACCCGGAGAUCUGUGACUCCAGUUCCGCCUCUGCCGGAGAGCCCAGCUGAACAUUGCUUUGCCAGCUCUCCGCCAAUCACACGCAGCUACUCCUUUGGACAGGCAGAAGCCCGGCCUUUACCCACGCAUCGGGUGGAACUU